AUGGCGGCGGAGGCGGCGGAGGCGCUGUCGCGGGUGGCGGACGUGGAGAUCGACGGCGGCGGCGUCUUCAAGUACGUGCUGGUGCGCGUGCGCGCGGCCGGCGGGCCCGGGAAGGACGUCGUGCGAGGCCACGGCUGGGCCGAGUACCACGCCGAUCUCUACGAGCGGACGGCGCAGGAGCUGGCGCAGCUGGGCCUGGGCUGCGAGUGCCUGGGGGGCGGCCGCCUCUCCCACAGCCCGGCGGAGAGGAAGAUCCACGUCUACGGGUACUCGGUGGGCUUUGGGCGAGCGGACCACUCUGUGACUACGGAGAAGCUAAAAGCCGAGUAUCCAGACUACGAGAUCACCUGGGCGGACGAAGGCUACUGACUCACUCUGGCUGGGCAGCAGCAUCGGCACCAGC
Messenger RNA from Gavia stellata (red-throated loon), 403 nucleotides. RefSeq names its product phosphohistidine phosphatase 1 (gene PHPT1). Gene Ontology annotation, molecular function: protein histidine phosphatase activity. The transcript has 3 exons. Gene Ontology annotation, cellular component: cytosol. NCBI's taxonomy places the organism in Eukaryota, Metazoa, Chordata, Aves, Gaviiformes, Gaviidae. The coding region runs from base 1 to 369 and encodes 122 amino acids. The record is from RefSeq and is a predicted model, not a curated record. Gene Ontology annotation, biological process: peptidyl-histidine dephosphorylation.